Messenger RNA from Scaptodrosophila lebanonensis, 834 nucleotides. RefSeq lists its product as uncharacterized. The transcript is spliced from 2 exons. The record is from RefSeq and is a predicted model, not a curated record. The coding region runs from base 1 to 495 and encodes 164 amino acids. NCBI's taxonomy places the organism in Eukaryota, Metazoa, Arthropoda, Insecta, Diptera, Drosophilidae.
AUGGAUUUGCCAGAAAAUCUACAAGUAAUAAAGCUGGAGACGCCCACAACGCCUGAGAAGGCUGCCAAUAUUAAAGAGCGAUUAAACCUACACGUGAAGCGGCGGCUACAACAGGAUGUGCCCGAACCUCCGGUUGGCGAUCUAAGCCUAACCAGCAGCGAGAUCAGUAAGCGCAGUAAAGUCAGAGAAAUGUCGGUGGCCACAAAAGCCCGAAAGCCUUACCAGAAACGCGUAGAGAAAAUCAAAACAGACGCUAACAGACUCAAGAAAGCACAGAUAGCCAGUCCCGCCGCUGAGUUGGAGACGUCGCUACACGACGAUGGCCAGGAAAUAGAUGCCGCGCCAGAGAUGUUGGAAAGCAAAGCAAGCGGUCGUGAACGUUACAAAAACGCUGACAUCCUCAGCAUAGUAUUGAGCGCAAAGAAACGUGCGCUCUUACAGCAUCCGGAGGUGCAGGACUUCUGGUCCAAGAUUAUGGCUGCCAUUAAGAGCUGAUUAUUGUUCCGAGUUCCAUGACCCAGAUCCCCAAUACGAACGUAGUCAUUUGUACACUAAAAUUGCGUUGAUACUCUUAUUCACUGAAAAGUGUAAGGGUAUAUUGUUUUUGGCUUGUAAGAGUGUGGUAUAAGGACGCUUUACACGGCAGAUUUUAAGGAUGAAAUGUUAUAAAGCUGUUGGCCGGAGCCAGCCAUGUGAGAUUGCUAUGUACAUGCAUAUGUCAUAUGGGUGUCAUAGAAGCGGUAUGAUUUAAGGAGUUUUUGUAUCGAAAACUUUUAUGCAUAUACAAAUUUUGGAGCCAAACUAUAUUUUCAAAUAUAUUUUUCUAGAAUUUGA